AUGCUGGCGUCCAUCAAUUUCUGGUGCCGCUGCUUUGUUCAUCAACUGUGCGAUUUCGUUCGCUGCCUUCAUCAACCUCUAUUAUCGGAUUUCAAAGCUUCGAAGACGUCCUCUGCUUCGUGGUUUCAAACAUUUGAUCUCACUUCGACGACGUCGGUGAUGAGGACUCAGGUGUGGAACUAUUUUAUGGAUGCAUGUUUACUAGACUUGGAUAGCUCAAAAGUGUAUGGACUGAGUUUGGUUUUGAAACGAUCUAAAUAUAGUGCAGGUACUAAUUCAGGCGUGGACAUGGAGCUGGUUCAUGGGCAGUUGUUUGUAAGCUGUUUGGGUAUUGCACUAUGGACAAGUUUUGCAAGGCUGUUUUGA
This is a messenger RNA of Vicia faba (fava bean), 366 nucleotides long. Lineage: Eukaryota; Viridiplantae; Streptophyta; Magnoliopsida; Fabales; Fabaceae. The record is from the annotation of a GenBank genome assembly.